Messenger RNA from Desarmillaria tabescens, 1236 nucleotides. Its product is annotated as NAD-binding protein. NCBI's taxonomy places the organism in Eukaryota, Fungi, Basidiomycota, Agaricomycetes, Agaricales, Physalacriaceae. The transcript is spliced from 2 exons. The coding region runs from base 337 to 1116 and encodes 259 amino acids. The record is from RefSeq and is a predicted model, not a curated record.
CGUAAGUUUCGUCCAUUAGUCAGGCAACUACACUUUCUCAGCUAUAGUACUUGACUAGUCAUAUUUUACAACGGAAACUAGGUGGAUUCUCGUAGAGGUUUGAAGGGGAAGUUAUUUGAAUUUCAACGCAACCGAAUGGACACGUACCACAUCGGCACUGCUCCUGUUGAGGAGCAAUUAUCGGAUAAUAAAACAUCCAUCCAUCCUAUCUUACAAACAGGGUUUUUCAUUAACGAUUGCUGACAGAGAUGAUCCACCCAUGUACCCACACGCUAUUCAUUGAGCCCGGUAUAAAACUAUGACCAAAUUCAAGUUCUCAACGCAUCUUUCCAUCAAAUGAAGGUACUCGUUCUAGGCGCCUCUGGAUUCAUCGGCUUCCCUGCCGCCCAAGCACUCGCGCGCGCAGGCCACAUCGUUUACGGCCAAACCCGCUCUGCUCAAAAAGCCAAACAGCUCGCUGCUGAAGAGAUCAUACCCGUCAUCGCUGGACCAGUCUCACCCAAAUGGCUCAACCUCGUCCCCACGAUUGACGUGGUCAUUGAUGCUAUCGGCGGGAGCGCUGAUAUCUCCUCCCUCUCAAACGAGAUUUUGCAGGCUGUCAUAAACACCAUCAAGUCCUCACGCGAUCCCAGCGCGCCAAAGCUCACGUACGUGUAUACGUCCGGGACUUGGGUUCAUGGAGACAAUCGCACAGAUAUUGUCACCGACACCAGCCCACUGACUAAUCCUGUGGAGAUCGUCAAAUGGCGUCCAGCUCAAGAACAGCGGGUCAUUACAGAGUCAACCCUGAACGGCAUCGUUAUUCGCCCCUCAAUGCUCUACGGGCGUUCCGGGUCAAUUCUAGCGUCUGUGUUUGGAGAAGCGGAGAAGGCAAAGAAGGAGGGGAGGAAGAUGACCUUCGCGGGAAAACCUGGAGGGAGGUUCGCGCUGAUUCAUGCCGACGAUUUAGCGGAUUUGUAUGUGAGGGUGGCAGAGAAAGCCGCAAUCUGCGGAGGAAGAGCAUUUGAUGCUGCGAACGAUUUCACUGAGUCGGUUGAUGAGGUUUUAGCAGCCAUUGCGAAGGUUGCAGGGGUAAAGGAGGGUUUCGCGUACAGGGAACCAGCCAACCGUAAGUGAUAUCACUUUAUCUUCGUCCUUUCGACUGAAACUUUCUUUCAGCUUUCGAAAGUGCUGUAGCGACGACGGCUCUGCUGAAGCCUUACCUUGCUCGGGCACUUCUUGGGUGGCAGCCACGAA